CAUGCCACGGAGGCAGAGAGGGGUUUGAAGACCAGCGGGUCACCUGACAGUCACCUGACAAUGUUCGGAUGUUUCAAUUCCUUCAGAAAUGCAUAUCUCCCUCAGAGCAGCACUGGGUACACCCUCGUCGUCUUCGUCCAGUCGGACUAUCUUGAGGGCCACAAUGUCCCCGGUCUCUCUGUCUUUGGCCUUGAACACCGUCCCGUACGUUCCCUCUCCAAUUUUCUCAACUCUCUCGUACCGCUGUGACGUCAUCCUAGUCUACCAUUAGAUGACCCGUUUCUGAAUCUUUUGCUUUUCGGACGCACAAAUACACACCUGCUGUCCGGAAACGUACGAAGAACGAUCGCCGGUUUGUUGUGUUCUUCUUUGUCGUCGGUGGUUCUGGAGGAUCUGGGAGCGGUCGAGUGGAGAUGAUGGAGUCAGGCGCGCGGCCGGCCACCAACGAGGGCAUCCAGCAGUACUACCACACCAAGAUCGACGAGCUUCAGCUGGCAGUUGGGGAGAAGACGCAGAACGUGAGGAGACUCGAGGCGCAGAGAAAUGAACUCAACGCUAAAGUUCGUCUCUUACAUGAGGAGUUGCAGCUGCUACAGGAACAAGGCUCUCACGUUGGUGAGGUCAUCAAACCCAUGGACAAGAAGAAGGUGUUGGUCAAGGUACACCCAGAGGGUAAGUAUGUGGUAGAUCUGGACAAGGCGAUAGAGAUGAAGGACGUGCAACCAAACUGCCGCGUAGCACUAAAGAACGACAGCUACAAACUGCACAAGAUUCUUCCAAAUAAGGUGGACCCCCUGGUGAGUCUGAUGAUGGUGGAGAAAGUUCCGGACUCCACCUACGACAUGAUCGGAGGACUCGACAAGCAGAUCAAAGAGAUAAAGGAGGUGAUCGAGUUGCCAGUCAAACACCCGGAGUUGUUCGAGAGUCUCGGCAUCGCACAGCCUAAGGGGGUGUUGCUGUACGGGCCACCAGGGACGGGGAAGACCCUGCUCGCCAGAGCCGUCGCCCACCACACAGAGUGCUGCUUCAUUAGAGUCUCGGGCUCCGAGCUCGUCCAGAAAUACAUCGGAGAGGGCUCCCGCAUGGUGAGGGAGUUGUUUGUGAUGGCACGAGAGCACGCCCCUUCAAUUAUAUUCAUGGACGAAAUUGAUUCUAUUGGUUCCUCCCGUCUUGGGGGCGGGUCUGGAGGAGACAGCGAGGUUCAGAGGACGAUGUUGGAACUGCUGAAUCAGCUGGACGGAUUCGAAUCCACACAGAACAUCAAGGUCGUCAUGGCAACAAACAGGAUCGACAUCCUUGACUCCGCCCUCCUCCGCCCAGGACGAAUUGACCGAAAAAUAGAGUUUCCACCUCCCAGUGAGGACGCCAGGCUGGACAUUCUGAGAAUUCACUCCAGGAAGAUGAACCUCACUCGGGGCAUCAACAUGAGGAAGAUAGCCGAGGUCAUGCCGGGAGCCUCCGGCGCUGAGGUCAAGGGAGUAUGUACUGAGGCGGGGAUGUAUGCUCUGAGAGAGAGGAGAGUGCACGUCACUCAGGAAGACUUCGAGAUGGCCGUUGCCAAGAUCAUGCAGAAAGACUCGGAGAAAAACAUGUCCAUCAAGAAACUGUGGAAGUAGACUACAACUCUCACUUUCACUGUUGGACCAUUAUCACCUUAAUCUAAUUAUUAUAUACACUCGUCUGAUUAACAACAUUCAAUGUCUCAAAACAAUACUUUACAUAUUUGAAUAUACAAUUAAUUGUACAAAUACAUCAAAUAAUAAUAAUUAUGUCGUAAUACAGGGAGAGCAUGGACACUCUCCGUAUUUCAAUCUUCUGGUGUGUGUGGUGAUUCAGUGUGAUGGGUAUAGAGUGUACUAGACGUGCAACACUGAAGAUGAUUGUAAGAAAAACUCCUAACAUUGUAGUGUUCUUCACUGCAGCACUAACCCCAGCUGUGACACGGGAGGAAGAAGGGAGAAAUAAUGACACUACCUAUUAAAACGACCUUCCAUAAGUCUGCACACUACUUGGUAUAUAUUCGUGAAUCACGUGAUUUCUUACUAAUGAUUGAUGACAACUAAAUCAAGUCCACAUACAUAGUAAUCCCUGAACACACAAUACCUUCUCAGGCGGUAUCUCGGGGC
Molecule: messenger RNA, 2126 nt
Organism: Geodia barretti
Lineage: Eukaryota; Metazoa; Porifera; Demospongiae; Tetractinellida; Geodiidae
Source: the annotation of a GenBank genome assembly